Molecule: messenger RNA, 2121 nt
Organism: Penicillium salamii
Lineage: Eukaryota; Fungi; Ascomycota; Eurotiomycetes; Eurotiales; Aspergillaceae
Source: the annotation of a GenBank genome assembly
AUGAGUGGAAGCAGCUCACCAGACUACAAGGCGCUUUUUCUCAAGGAAGCCGAGCUGAGACGGCAGGCAGAGGAACGCAACCGACUGACAACAUUUCCAGAGUUUAUCCGUCAUUGCCAUGAUCUCCUUUGGACGCCGCUCCGAGCCCAAACACCGUCUCGCUCCACGACAGGCAGAAUCUCUGCCCCCAUCGGGAAAGACUGUCCUGUAAGACUGCUUCCGUGGACUGGAUGCGAGGCCAGGCAGCGGGAAAUUUAUAGAUCUGUCUGCCGUUACCUACAACCGGCCGGAGAAGAUGCACCGCACUUAUUCACACCACUUGUUGUGUUAGAAGAUCAUGGUCGACGAUUCGCACGCCGGCUGAUCAGCAGCGAACAAGACCUCGAAACCUAUGAGCGACUCGCUGUCGAAGACCAUGUGCACGACAUAGUUGCCGAGUUGUGUAAGAUACCCGAAGCUCGCGAAGAGUUUCGGUUAGGCAACGGAGUGCGGUUCGAUAAUCACGCUAAUGCUCUGGAUAAAGAUGAUGAAGCCGAUGCUAGUCUGCCAUCAACCUCCAGACCUUCGAAGCCAGAUCAAUUUUGCAUUCAUCGAAUGGAUGGCAACAGGAGUACUCUGCUCACCACGGUCGAAUACAAACCCCCCCACAAGCUCUCUGUGGCCAGCCUGCGGAGGGGACUUAGGCCGAUGGAGUUCUGGCGUGAAGUUGUCCAACCUGAUCGUGUGCCGACGGAAGAGCCAGAGAAAUCAAGAUAUCGCGCCGAGUUGCUGGUCGGAUCAACCAUCGUACAAGAAUUCCACGUAAUGAUUCAAGAGGGUUUGGAGUAUUCGUAUUUGACGAACGGCCUGAUGGACGUGCAGCUCUGGGUGCCCUACGACGACCCAACUACUCUCUAUUACCACCUGGGCGAUCCUAGUACAUACGGAAUGGCGGGUGUUUCCGGUCUUGGAGCUCCGAGGACUCGAGUUGAGAGGGCCCUUUGCCUCUGUCUGAUGAGUUUUGGUGCCCCUCUUCGAGACCAGGCGUGGCGAAAUGCCGCCAAAGACAACUUACCAAAAUGGCAUUCGAUCCUUGAUAGCGAUCGUGCUCCGAUCUCAGUACUGGAAUUACCACGGGGCCUUAGAGUCGCUGAUGCAAACUCGGAGAUCACAAGUCCUGAGCAGUCAACCUCCGAGUACCUCACAUCCUCGUCUCCCAUAACCAGCGGCCCUCGAGUGACCACCCGAGCGGCCGCCAGCUGCGCACCGCUAUCCGGUCCCCACCACCACGAGAGUUCUUCGGAUCCCGAGGCCGACCCUACCGCAUCCGCAGGACGGAAACGGGGGUAUAGCCAGGUAAAAUCAUCCCCUCCAACCCAACGGUCCGCCCCGCGAUCAAAUCGCCAAGGGAACCAAAACGGGCAAUCUCGCUCCCAUGAUGCGCCAUAUUGCACACAAAAGUGUCUUCUGGGGCUACAGCAAAGAGGCACACUUGACCCUGGCUGCCCCAACAUGAAGCUGCAUAUACUUGGAGGAACGGUGAACCGCCAUCCGAUCGGUGCAGCUGACCUGGUGAAAAACCUCAAGGCGCAGCUUGAUCUAGAUCUGGAUCACAACUGCACUCCCAUCGGCCCUUGUGGGUCCUCCGGCGCACCAUUUAAGGUUACGUGUGCUACCUUUGGAUAUACAGUUGUCGGGAAGGGAACAACGUCGAGACUCUGGGGGGAGGUCUCGCCCGAAGUCGACAUCUACAGGGUCCUUUUACGUGCCCAAGGAUCGGCCGUUCCCGUCUUUCUUGGCGCGAUCAAUUUGGCCAAAACUUACUUCCUCCACGGCGCGGGAAGGAUUCGUCAUAUGCUUCUCAUGGGCUGGGGUGGUGAGACCGUGGGCCAUGGCACUUUAGACAAGACCAUGGAGGAUGCGAUUUCUCGGUCGAUGAAGGAGAUCCGUCGUUGCGGCGUCGUUCAUCAGGAUCUUCGUCCGGACAACAUUCUGUGGAAUGCUGAGCUCGAGCGAGCUUUGAUCAUCGACUUCCAUCUGUGCACUUUAGACCGUCGACCGCGGCAUAGACGGUCGCGGGCUCUCAAAAGAUUACGGUGUGACCCUAAAGAACAUCACUCCAAGCGGCUGCGUGUAGUAUGA